AUGUACGAAGACCACUGGUAUAAUGCGGCAGCCGCCGAAGAAGUGCAACAGAAAACCUCAAAGCCCCUCAAAUCCAAUCCAUUAACAUCCCGGCCUGAAGGAAAGCCUAGAGUAGCUGCGAAACUGGUUCGAAAACACGAUGAACCCCCUAAGGCCGAAGUACCACCCCGUCCAAGCUCUGCUGGUGGAUUGAAGACCACCAGCAUUGAUUCUACGGAAGUCUCCAGUACGAUUGAUGGGCUAAAGCUGGAUAAUGAACUCGACUUUGCGAUAUGGUAUGAAAAAUAUGAGGAAGAGUUGGAGGAUGCCGCAGAUGAACAGUUCCGAGUGUUCCAAACUCGCCUUCAGUCACAUUUAUAUACAUGCGAUUCUUUAUUGUCCGAAGCUAAAGAGACGGUAACGCUCCUCGACGACUUAGCGAAAGGAUUCGAGGCUGUUAGGGAGCAGACUUCGACAUUCCAAGCAGCUUGCGAGGAACUCUUAUCGGAACAAUCUCGAUUAUCGAAACUUGCAGACGAUAUUACUGCAAAUCUAGAGCCAUUUAGUGUGUUAGAAAGCAUAACAAGGCGCCUAAACGCCCCAGGGUCGACGAUCGUUACAAGACCGGAUUUUAGGGACAUGCUUUCUAAACUGGAUAGCUGUCUAGACUAUGUGGCAGCCCACCCAAAUUUCAAAGAUGCCGAAUUCUACCAGUCAAGAUACCGUCAACUUAUGACACGAGCCCUAACUCUCAUUAAAGUCCACUUCACGGCGCAGCUUAGAGAUGUAGCUGCAGAUGUGGGCAAGAGAAUUGUCGCAAAGGGUGUUAACGAUACGACCCAAACUGCAUUACUCUAUGCUAAAUUCCGCGUUGGUGGAAAUCAGUUGCGGGAACUAGCUGACGAAAUCGAAAAACGAUGUGGCCACGAGGAGUACUUCUCAUUACUCAACGAAUGCUACAACUUUUACUUCAGUGCACGGCAGCGGCUUUUGUUUCCCAUCGUGACAAAGAGCAUGCGGGAUAUGUCGUCAAACAAAGACCUAGUUGGCUUCGCGAGAGUUAGCAUAUCAUAUAUCAGGAGUAUUUGCCUUGACGAGUAUGAAUUGUUCUUCAACCAUUUCUCAUCAGGAGAGCAGCAGCUAUAUGACUACCUCGAGUCAAUAAGCGAACCUCUAUAUGACUACCUUCGACCGAGAAUUAUGCAUGAGACGCAACUUGUCAAACUCUGCGAACUGUGUUCUCUGCUCCAAUCUCGAUACAUGAGGGACAGUGAUGAAGCUGAACUGGAAUCCUAUGACCGCUCACAACUUGACUUUGGCCGCCUGGUCCAAUCUCCCCUACAUGAUGCACAGGCUAGGAUCAUUUUUCGAGCUCAGAAUGUCAUCCGAAACGAUAUAGAAAAUUUUAUGCCUAAGCCAGAGGACCUUGAUUACCCAGAACGAAACAAAAUUAUACAAACCCCACUUAAAAGCCCUCGUGUGGGCAAGAUUCUCGAUCCUGUUAGUCCCAUGGAAGGCGAGAACCCUUCGCAGUUCGACACAGAUGCAGUAUUCCAAGGGUGGUACCCAUCCCUGCGGAAAUCCAUCUGGCUACUGUCACGGAUAUACCGACUUGUCAAUUCCUCGGUAUUCGACGACCUAGCCCACCAAGUUGUCCAUGUGUGUAUAGGGUCAUUGUCGAGAGCAGCAGAUCAAAUACGAAGGAUGAAGAACGACACAGACUCACAACUCUUCUUGUUGAAACAUUUGCUUAUUCUCAAGGAACAAAUUGUCGCCUUCGACAUCGAAUAUGUUAGACCUGAGGUUGAGUUUGAUUUCAGUACCUUCUGGGAAAUUCGACAGACGGAAAGUUUAUUUAGCCCGAAUGGCCUCAUGAAAUUAGUGCAGAAGGGGCUGCCAAAAGUCGUGGAAAAUAUGCUGGAUGCUAAAGUGGAGCUAGAUAUGAAACUGCGAAACGUAAUAAACCAAUUUACCGAAGCCUGGGCCUCUAAGAUCAGUGGCCCAGUUGUUGAAUCGGCGGGGAAAGGAACGGAAGCUCUGGAGGCGACUAUAUCACUACGAAAGCUUGCGGAAUCAGAUGUUCCAAUUUUACGACAGAAGCUAAACGAAUACAUAAAUGACAUCCGGACUCGAGAAACGCUUGUCGGAGCUGUUCAGGAGAUGGUUAUUCAGAGUUAUGAAAGUUUCUACGAACGGGCGGAUAAGUUAGCGCCCGAGCUGGAGGACUUAUGGGAUAUUGAUACGUUUGUGGUUUUUACGAACAAGGCUUUUGGAACGGGAGAUACUCUUGGGUCCCCUGGAGGAAGCAAUGUGAGCAGUAGAAGGGGGUCUAUUGGGUCCAAUCCGUUGAGUGUUUGA
This is a messenger RNA of Orbilia oligospora ATCC 24927, 2337 nucleotides long. RefSeq lists its product as uncharacterized. Gene Ontology annotation, cellular component: cis-Golgi network; membrane; COG complex. Bases 1 to 2337 code for a protein of 778 amino acids. Lineage: Eukaryota; Fungi; Ascomycota; Orbiliomycetes; Orbiliales; Orbiliaceae. The record is from RefSeq and is a predicted model, not a curated record. Gene Ontology annotation, biological process: Golgi organization; autophagy; cytoplasm to vacuole targeting by the Cvt pathway. The transcript is spliced from 8 exons.